Messenger RNA from Colletotrichum higginsianum IMI 349063, 1035 nucleotides. RefSeq names its product Thioesterase. Bases 1 to 1035 code for a protein of 344 amino acids. The record is from RefSeq and is a predicted model, not a curated record. Lineage: Eukaryota; Fungi; Ascomycota; Sordariomycetes; Glomerellales; Glomerellaceae. Gene Ontology annotation, biological process: mycotoxin biosynthetic process. The transcript is spliced from 4 exons.
AUGUCAAUCCCAAAUCGUUAUUCCGAGGAAGAGGCGGAUGGGCGUCGCAGCUCCGACGAGAAGGGCAACGCCUCCAGCUCCAGCGCCACCACGUUGCUGCUGGACGAUGCCGAGUUCGCCAAGUGGAAGCAGAGACGCGGUUGGGGCCUGGGCGUGGACUAUCUCGAUGCAUUAGACGGGCAGCGUCGUCCUCGGGGUCGGUGCAGUCACCUGACUGCUCUACUGCUGCUCGUCUCUGCUUGUCUGAACGUGUACCUGGCGUUUGGCCGGCCGGCGCGCGUACUCAGGGUGCACGACGUCGAUGUGGGAUGCGGCGGCUUUCCCCUCGGGACUGAUCCCUCCGGCUACGUCCCACGCGAGACCGGUUAUCCGCUUCGCUGGACCAAGUGGGACGAGAACGACCAGUUCUACAUUUCGCCCAAAACUUUUGACAGCUGGGAGAACAUACAAGAGUCGGCAGCGCGCCUGAGAGCCGUCCACAACGGCCUGGACCUGGACCUGGACCUGGACCUGGACCUGGACCUGGAUUGGGAAAGAUGGACUUCGUUCUCUAACAAGCGGGCAGACGUGUUUGUUCACUCCAACGGCCAAAAGGCAACUUACCUUGCAUACGACGGCGUGCGCAAGGAGUUGCCCCCCGAGGCCGGCCAGUUCGGCCUGGAGCUGUACGGCAUCCAGGCCUUCCAUCAGAUUCACUGCGUGUACGUCCUCCUCGAGUCCGUCGGCUGGGCGAGGCACAACCGCCCCUCGCAGUGGGACGGCGACCACAUCGCCCACUGCCUCAACACGCUGACGCAGGCGGCGACCUGCCUCGCCGACUCGCGCCCCUUCGCCUACGUCGUGCCGGGCGGCCACCGCACCGAUGGCCAGCAGAACUGGUGCCGCGACUUCGGCGCCCUGGUGGACUGGGUCAACGACCCGGUGCGCGACCACAACUUCCACUACGAGCUGGACUCGAAUGAUACAGACCACUUCAUGCCCAUCUACCGCAACGGUUCCAUAGCGGGUAAGUCGGUUGACAAGACAGUCUGGUGA